This is a messenger RNA of Helobdella robusta, 354 nucleotides long. RefSeq lists its product as hypothetical. The coding region runs from base 1 to 354 and encodes 117 amino acids. The record is from RefSeq and is a predicted model, not a curated record. The transcript is spliced from 3 exons. NCBI's taxonomy places the organism in Eukaryota, Metazoa, Annelida, Clitellata, Rhynchobdellida, Glossiphoniidae.
AUGACUUUGGAGAUAACGGAAGAACAUUCUUUAAAGAAUAUCCCAAUAAAUUAUGAAUCCCGACAACGAAACAGGCGUGAGGUCGUCCUUGAAAAAGUCUUGAAUGGCAGUUACAUAGGCCACGGUGAAGAUGACGAUGAAGAUGAUGAAGAUGACGAAGGUAAUAAAGAUGAUGAAGAUGACGAAGGUAAUAAAGAUGAUGAAGAUGACGAAGGUAAUAAAGAUGAUGAAGAUGAUGAAGAUGAUGAAGGUAAUGAAGAUGACAAAGGUGAUGAAGAUGAUGAAGAUGAUGAACGUGCCAGCGACGAUAAGAGUCACUGCCACAUUCCCUGUUUGACGAACUGCGCUCCAUAG